Dryobates pubescens (Downy woodpecker) is the source of this 5301-nucleotide messenger RNA. RefSeq names its product activity regulated cytoskeleton associated protein (gene ARC). Gene Ontology annotation, biological process: modulation of chemical synaptic transmission; positive regulation of AMPA receptor activity. Gene Ontology annotation, molecular function: mRNA binding. The transcript has 3 exons. The record is from RefSeq and is a predicted model, not a curated record. The coding region runs from base 527 to 1741 and encodes 404 amino acids. NCBI's taxonomy places the organism in Eukaryota, Metazoa, Chordata, Aves, Piciformes, Picidae.
GAGAAGCAGCUCUUUGCAUCUCUAGUGAAAGCUCUUCUUUCUCUUUUUCGAAUCCACAACUUUACCAGAGGAGAAAUCACCAGGAUUUUUGCAGCAGCUUCAAGCUUCUGUGUGCAUCUCUGUGUGGUUUUCUCCAGCAGAGACUCUCAGCCUUUCCAGAUUCUCAGCUUCGGAUGAGCAGGUAGCUGACACACGUGUGGGGCUGGACAUCUUAGUCAACUCCUCUCCUUGUUCCUUGAAGAUCCUGGAUCUCUCUGGGACACCCUGAGCACGCAAGACCGGCGUUUCCAGCUGGACACCAGGAGAAAUUUGCUACAACUCUCUCUGGGAUCCACGGGGACCAAACUGCUCGCUCUGUGGUGAUAUCUGAUUUGGUUGUGUUUGUGUCCAAAAGUCCUUUAAGGGGGGGUUAGAAGUCUCUGUGUGUCUUUUGGGAAGUGUUGUGGAGGGGGGUUUGAGAGGUAACUCUAGUACCAGGGCUUACAACCUAGUUCUUUCUGUGUUUGACACUCACACGGUCGGAGCCAUGCAGCUGGAUAAUGUCACCAGUGCCGGCAUCCACUCCUUUCAGGGGCACCGUGGAGUUGCCAACAAGCCCAAUGUGAUCCUGCAGAUAGGGAAAUGCAGGGCAGAAAUGUUGGAGCAUGUCAGGAGGACACACCGGCACCUCCUCUCUGAGGUCUCCAAGCAGGUGGAGCGUGAGCUGAAAGGCUUGCAGAAAUCGGUGGGGAAGUUAGAGAAUAACUUAGAGGAUCAUGUCCCAACUGAUAACCAAAGAUGGAAGAAGUCCAUUAAGGCCUGCCUGGCCAGAUGCCAGGAGACCAUUGCCCAUCUGGAGAGGUGGGUCAAGAGGGAGAUGAACGUUUGGAAGGAGGUCUUUUUCCGUCUGGAGAAGUGGGCGGACCGUCUGGAGUCCAUGGGAGGCAAAUACUGUCCUGCUGACCAGGGCAAGCAGACUGUGUCUGUUGGGGUGGGAGGCCCAGAGAUAAGGCCAGGUGAGGGUGAGAUUUAUGACUAUGCACUUGAUAUGAGCCAAAUGUAUGCCCUGACCCCUCCUGCUGGGGAGGUGCCCAGCAUCCCUCAGGCCCAUGAUUCUUACCAGUGGGUUUCUGUGUCAGAGGAUGCUCCAGCCUCCCCAGUGGAGACUCAGGUCUUUGAGGAUCCCCGGGAGUUCUUAAGCCACUUGGAGGAAUACUUAAAGCAGGUGGGUGGAACAGAGGAGUACUGGCUGUCUCAGAUCCAGAACCAUAUGAAUGGGCCAGCUAAAAAGUGGUGGGAAUACAAGCAGGACUCUGUCAAAAACUGGGUCGAGUUCAAGAAGGAGUUCCUGCAGUACAGUGAGGGGACUCUGACUCGGGAUGCUAUCAAAAGGGAGCUGGAUUUGCCCCAGAAAGAGGGGGAGCCCCUGGACCAGUUCCUUUGGCGCAAGAGAGACUUAUACCAGACUCUCUAUGUUGAUGCAGAUGAGGAGGAAAUUAUCCAGUAUGUGGUAGGCACCCUCCAGCCCAAACUGAAGCGCUUCUUGAGUUAUCCUUUGCCCAAGACCUUAGAACAGCUGAUCCAAAGAGGGAAGGAAGUCCAAGGCAACAUGGACCACUCUGAUGAGCCCAGCCCACAGAGGACUCCUGAAGUGCAGUCAGGAGAUUCUGUAGAAAGCGUGCCUCCCUCAACCACUGCCAGUCCUGUGCCGAGCAAUGGGACUCAACCUGAGCCCCCCAGCCCCCCAGCUACUGUGAUAUGAGCUAGUCGAGGUUAGGCAGCAGUCUGGGUUACUAGAAGGGGGCUUAUUUAGGAAGCUUCUCCUUGGAGAGAGGUUCUGACUGAGACAAGACAUGAGGUGUGCUCAGCCCAACAGCCCAUAGCAGAGGAAUUAACUUUGCUUGUGGGGGGAGGGAGGCAAAGGGGGAGAGGCACCUCAGGAUGUGGUUGCCCACCUCACCUAAGCCAUGCAGUACGGUGGUGCUAGAGACACUGCAUGCACCACUGUGGGGAAUGGACAAUUUUAUAUCAUCCCUGACAUGAAACUAGAGACAAUUCCCAACUUCAGAAGCAGCCACUUAAUGCAAGUGGCUUUUAAGGACAAGUGCAGCAAUUGGCUGAGGGUUCCUACCCAUCUGGAUUUUCCCUUCUCCUUCUCUCCUCCCUCUUCUGAAGAGGUGUCUGUCCUGAGGAGACAUCUGUAUUUUGACCCUUGCCCUUUUAUGAUUUACUAUUGGUCUUCUGUUCACUUGGCAAUUUCCUGGUCUGACUUGCUCCAAAGGAUUAUAUAAUAUUUUGCCAUUAUUUAUUUUUUUUCUUUGUUUGCUUCUAAGAAGCAAUUGUAUGACUUCAGGAACUGCAAACUUUAAGAAUCUGGAUUAUUUUGAGUGGGGUUUUUUUUUUCAUUUCCCUGCACCUAAUACCUGCUUUAAUGUUUUUUCCUCUCAAGAAGAUCCUACUGGUUUAUUUCUUAGCUUAGUUUCUGCUCACUCCAAUCAAGGCCGCUGCAGUGCAGAGGCAAAUCUCACCCUUUCCCUGCACUUUCUUCUGUGCAUUCUGUAGGAAACAGGGGUUUCAAAUGAAAUUCUGAGCUUGUUUUAUUGAAGGGGCAACAGUCUACGCUUUUCAGGAGAAGAGAGGGAGUCAAGGUGGAGAGAAGAGGCACCAGAGCUAUUCUGAGAGGGUGGGGGGAGGUAAGGGUAAUAAAUCUUUAUGCUUUGAAUGAAACAAACAAACACACGCUAAAUCCAGAGCAAAAAUAUCCCCAGAGCAGCAGCUUAAGUCCAUGCUGAUGUGUGGAGACAAAAGGACCUUUUGCCAUGUGAAAACCAAAAAAAAACCCCAGCAAGUGAAAAGAGAAGCUGUGUGUCCCAGCACAGUGUUAGCCUAUGCAGCACAACAAUGAGCUUCUGCUUGCACAGACAGACUCAUGCUCUUGGAAAGCCUGGCAUCCUUGUCCUGGAGCACCUGAGGACAAAGUUUUGUCUGUUCUCAAAGAACUUUCUGCAACAUCUUGCCAUGGAUGGAGAUGGACUUGGACUCUGUGAUGUUUUCCAUGUCGAGGCAGUAAUGCUCAGCAUUCACCUUGCUUUGGCUGGCAUCGGAUGAUAGGACUUUGAGAUGAGGGAAGUUUGGCUGUUCAAUGCUUCCUGAGGCUGGACACAUCUCAAGAAUCAUCUGCAUUCACCAGCAGAACAAAUAAAAACCUCUGCAAGAGAUGCAGCAGGGAUGCAGCAACAGGAGUGCUCCUGGGGUGCUCCAGGCACUACUACAGCAGUGACAAGUGUCACCAGUUGCUCGGAAAGCCUUUGUUGUCCCUCCUUCCAGGAAGCUGAAGUGACUCACUCAGAUCCUCCUCUGAGAAGGAAUCACUUCACAGUGCUCUGGAUUUGGAAGGAAAGACAAGGAGAAAAAGCUUCAAAACCAAGGACUCAACAUCAGACAUGCUGUCAGGAUCCCCAGCCACCAGCUGCUGGAUCCACUGUCUGAAGGAAAGACUGACACUGAGAUUCCUGCUGCUGUUGCUGAGUUUCCUUCUCUGUGUCCAAGAUUCCUGCUUUUCUGGGAAAGAGGAAGACAGAGGGCAAAUCAUGCACCAAAGACCCCCGAAUGCACUGCAAUGCUAUGUUCAACAUGCUGAGAACCAGAAGGAAAGGGGAAAGCCAUUUCCAACAAGGCAAAGAAAAGUCUGAGCUGGUUCAGAAACUAAAGCACAGAAGAAAGUGCUGAGAGUGGAAAAAGAAACCAAGAGGGAGAACAGAAGAACCAAGUCUGGGCUUUGGGUACAGUAAGGAUGCUGGGCUUGUAGUGACUGUCUGUUGAGAUAAUACCAUACCUCUGCAAUCUGGGGCCACUGGGACUCACCUCAAGAAAUCUUCACCAGUUUACCAGUUAAAAAAAAAAAUCCUGUUUAACUUUGCCAAAUAACUGACCCUACCUAGGCUACGAACCCUCCAUGCUAUUAAAGCUGUAACUCUUUUUUCCUGAGCUGAGGGUAGCUUCAUUUCAUGCGGGUAUCAGUUUCAAACCUCAAAGGGCUCUGGAAGUUCAGAGAAGCAUCCCAUGAUCCAGAUGCUUGUCAGAACUGCUCGAGCCUGCACAACUGGACCAACUGUUUUGCCAGAAAGAAGACUUGUGAGACAGCAUGCUGUUCCUGGAUCUGCAUGGGCCAGAGUUACUGCAAGAACUGGAGUUCUUGUGCUGGCUUUGGUGUGACUGUUUCCAUCCAGACCCAGGGAGCACAAGAGGCAUGCAAAAGGCAAGAGCUGGAGCGAGUUGAGCAAGACAGUUUUGGUUCAUAUCUCAGCUGAAGAGGUCAAGUUGGUUCCUCUCUCUUCCAGAGCCAACUGUCCUGGGUAUGAGUGCGUGUUGGAGUGGAUGUCUAUUUGUUGAGCAAUCAAAUCCACCUUAACCAAAUUCUGUGGUGUUUUGUUGCAUUUGAACUCAGCCAAUAGGGCCAAAUGUGCAUUCCAACUAUGCUCAGCUAAAAAUGACCAGGACUGGAAAAUUAUGUAAAAAAUCCUGGAAAGGCAGAUUUCACAGGCAUCAUCUCAAGGUCCAAAUGGUGUUUGACUUUGAGAUGCUUAAUUUUUGCAGUCCCUUUUAAGGGGCUGGGCUGCCUCAAAAGGCAUUUUACUUUUCCACAGGCUUUCCUGCCUUUUAGUGAAUUAACCUGUUUGUGCUACUUGGUCAUCUGGGUCCUGAGGUUUACACAUUUUCAGCUGACUUUUUGGAGUGUGCAGAACUCAGUAUCUCCUGGACUGAUUUUGAGGGGUUUUUUUGUUUAUCUCAGUUAUUGCUCCAAGCAGAUUGGAGCUUUAUUUGUAGCACCCUGGUUUAUAUUACCAGCCUCUCCAGGAAGGACUGGUGGUUUAUUUUCCUGGGGCAGAGUCAGGUGAAUGAAGAAGUGUGUAUGUGUCGUGUCUCUGAAUUUGUCACAGACUUUGACCACUGAACUUUCCUUUUCCCUUAUCUCUUUUUCUUUUGGUUUUCCUUAGGCAAUUUUACAUUUGACUCUGACAAAACUACCUUAGAGGGGUUUUGUUUUUUAUUUUUACUAGAGAUAUUAUUAAUUAAAGCAACCUUGUACAAAAGGCAAACACAUUGAAUUACUGCAGGUUAUAGGGGAUGAAGCCGAAAGGUCUAUGUAAGCCGACAUCACUCGCCCUAGAUCUGACUGUAUCAGGCAGUUUAUUCCUCACGUGUCAUGUUGGAGUUACAAGAUCAUAGCAAGCCACUAGAACCUGUCAAUAGAAUAGUGCUACACUCUAUUUGCUACGGUAGCAAAGCCUUUUGUAGAUUUAUACAAUAAAACUUUGAAAU